This is a messenger RNA of Mesorhabditis belari, 342 nucleotides long. NCBI's taxonomy places the organism in Eukaryota, Metazoa, Nematoda, Chromadorea, Rhabditida, Rhabditidae. The record is from the annotation of a GenBank genome assembly.
AUGUACACCUCCACCUCGUCAACCACAUAUUUCCCCCCAAACCCAUCCACUUCGUCGAGCUCAUCUCCGCCUGAUGAUGACCGGGAUGUGCCUUCAACUCAACCACCACCGCAACAACACAGCGUCAUCGUUCGACCAGACAAUCUUGCCGCUCAACAAAUGCUUCAAUCUGGGAUUCUCGCUGAUCGAACCCCGGACACUCCGUAUUCGUAUUACUCGGAGAUCUACGGGAAUUUGCCGCUUUUCUUCACUCCCGAGUGGUCGCAAAUGGUUGGUGAAUUGAUUGGUUUUGAGAUAAGUGAAAACGGAUUUUGCUUUACCCAGCAAGCACAACUUGAAGCA